Molecule: messenger RNA, 6769 nt
Organism: Hypomesus transpacificus
Lineage: Eukaryota; Metazoa; Chordata; Actinopteri; Osmeriformes; Osmeridae
Gene: nr3c2
Product: nuclear receptor subfamily 3, group C, member 2
Exons: 9
Coding region: 471-3485 (1004 amino acids)
Biological process (GO): regulation of DNA-templated transcription
Molecular function (GO): sequence-specific DNA binding; DNA-binding transcription factor activity; zinc ion binding
Source: RefSeq, a predicted model, not a curated record
UGUCUCCUCGCCACCUAAUUCGGAGUUUGUAUUGCACUCGUUGCAGUAGGAGGGUCCAUGUGCACAGAAUGACGUCGCUCAGCAAGUCCGUCUGACUCCUUCGUUGUUUUUUAUCUCUCUUCUAUCGGAGGGCUAGAAAAUCGCAAAUCUGCGAAAUUAUGUUCGUAUUGAGUCAAUAUCUGACACUGCCGUCCUCCUCGACGCUGUCGUUCGGUCUGUCAAAACAGCGCCUUGCUGUCGCGGAUUACGAGUGAUACGCAGCUGACUUCUCUGCCUUGAGCUGUCAAACUGAAACUCAAGUGGAUUUAUUUGCAAGAGUAAAUACUAUAUGUUUGGAGGGAGGGUAUUUGGAAGAAGAUACAACUAUUGCCCUGUCUCUGUGUGCUUUCACCUCUGGAUUAUUGCUGCCCAGCAACUCAGCCACCUGACAAGUCUGAAUGUCGUAAUUAAGGUGAAUCAAUGACCCAGGCAUGGAGACCAAAAGAUACCAAAGUUUCUUUGAAGGAGCUGACACAGAGAACAGAUGGUCCCAGGUCACCAGUGCUAUGGACUAUUGCAGCAGCGCCGAAGAGUCCAGCCUAGCUAACAGCGACAUCCUGAUGGACAUUGUCAAUGUUGGCUGCCCAGCAGGCAACGCUGGGGUUGAUUGCAAGAAGAACAAUGUCAAGAAGCCGGAGCAGCAGACCCUCCGACUUGGUCAGAAUCCGUCAAUCAUCCUCCCCCUCUUUAACAACUCCCUCCAUGGCCGUAAGCUGGAAAUGGACUCCAAGGAGCUUUCCAAGACUGUGGCGGAAUCUAUGGGCUUGUACAUGAACGCAGCCCGGGAGGCAGAUUUUGGAUUCAGCCAGCAUGGUGGUCAAUGCAGCCCGGGAAAGAUGUACCCGGUUUGCGGGCGCGCCCUUGAGGACAACCAGUGCAUGUCCUCAGGGCGUGUCAAGUUGAAGGCGCCAGCGUCGGGCCUCCAGACGGUCCUGCAGCAGUCGGGUGUUAGCCCAGGGGAGCUCUCCUCGGGCCCUCCGAUCGUGUCAGUGUCGGCCCAAGUUUCCUCACUCUCCUGCAGCCCCCACACCUCCAGCUCCAUCUCCAGCCCUGGAGGCAGCAACAUGGUGUCGUCCACCACUAGCCCCACGACCUGCUUCGGCCCGGGCUGUUCGUCCAUCAGUAGCCCCAUCAGCCAGAAUCCUGCCGCCAUCGGACCGCCGCUAGCCCACGUCCAGCGCAGGAGUUCAGCAACCUGUAGCCCGGCAGAGUCCAGCACAGUGGGCUCUCCACCUCUCACCAGCCCCCUCAAUGUAAUGAGGUCGCCCAUCUCCAGUCCCCAGAGCAUGAGCAGUGUGCGCUCCCCGCCAUCAUGCAGUGCCACCUGCACCCUGUCUACCUGCAACAUGUCGUCUGUGUCCAGCCCCACAGGGAGCAGUGGUAAUAACAUCAACUGCAACAGCAAUGUCAGACCGUCCAUCUCUAGUCCCACUGUAGGGGGGGCUAUGGCCGUCUCAAGUCCGAGGAACUCUUCCUCUACUGGGUUUGGUGUUUCCAGUCCAGCCAGUGGACUGGGCUUGGUCCAGAAUGACUCCUGUAGUCCAGAGGCCUCCAGUGGAGACCAAGACUUUAAGUCCUUUGAGUUUCCCAAGGUGGAGAGCGUGGAUGGGGAGCUGUUUAACGUAGGACUGGAUCAGAUGGGGAUGGUGAAGUACAUCAAGAAUGAGCCCGGGACAGACUACAGGAGCAUGUGUCUGGGCACCUCCAAAUGCCACGCUGGUGCCGGUUCGCCCUUCAUCACACAGAUCAAGAGUGAGCCAAACAAAGAUGGUGGCUGCAUGAAUCAGCAUCACUUUGGUGAGCAACCGUCCUCUAUGGGUCUCUUCCCUGCAUCAGAGACAACCUAUUUGUCACUGAGGGACAACAUUGAUGAGUACAGCCUUUCUGGGAUUUUGGGACCUCCCGUGUCCUCCAUGAAUGGCAACUAUGAGGCUGGGGUAUUUCCCAACAAUACCCUGUCCAAAGGGAUUAAACAGGAGACCAACGAUGGCAGCUAUUACCAAGAGAAUAAUAACGUGUCAACGUCGGCCAUUGUUGGCGUUAAUUCAGGUGGACACUCAUUUCAUUACCAGAUCGGAGCCCAAGGAACAAUGUCUUUCUCGCGGCACGAUGUGAGGGACCAGGCCAACCCUUUGUUAAAUCUCAUUUCACCCGUUGCGGCGUUAAUGGAGUCGUGGAAAUCUCGACCAGGCAUGGUGCAGGGUCCGCUGUCGGCCAGGGGGGAGCCCUACCCAAGCCAGAGCUGCCUGGCAGACAACAUGUCAAGCUCAUCGUUGAGGCAACCGUCAUCAACUGCCAAGGUGUGUCUGGUGUGCGGGGACGAAGCCUCGGGAUGUCACUAUGGAGUGGUCACAUGCGGCAGCUGCAAAGUCUUCUUCAAGAGAGCAGUAGAAGGGCAACACAACUACUUGUGUGCCGGGAGGAACGACUGCAUCAUCGAUAAAAUCCGGAGGAAAAACUGCCCUGCGUGCCGUGUACGGAAGUGUCUCCAGGCUGGGAUGAACCUGGGAGCGCGCAAGUCCAAGAAGCUGGGAAAACUGAAGGGCGUGAGCGACGACCCCUCCCACCAGGGGGCCAAGGACGGCCAGACCCCAGGCAGCGGCGGGAGCUUUCUGUCCUCAGACAAAGAGCUGAACACCAGUGUGGCCGGCGCCCUGGUCCCCCACGGCCCCGGGGUGGUCACCCCCUUCCUGCCACCGUCCAUCUGCAGCGUCCUGGAGCUGAUCGAACCUGAGGAAGUGUACUCUGGCUAUGACAACACCCAGCCUGAUACCACUGACCACCUCCUGUCCAGCCUCAACCAUUUGGCCGGCAAGCAGAUGAUACGCAUGGUCAAGUGGGCCAAAGUACUUCCAGGAUUCCGGGGCCUGCCCAUUGAGGACCAAAUCACCCUGAUACAGUACUCCUGGAUGUGCCUCUCCUCCUUUUGCCUCAGCUGGAGGUCCUACAAACACACCAACGGCCAGUUGCUCUACUUUGCCCCCGACCUUGUCUUUAACGAGGACCGUAUGCAGCAGUCGGCCAUGUACGACCUGUGCCUGGGCAUGAGGCAAGUGAGCCAGGAGUUUGUGCGUCUGCAGCUCACCUAUGAUGAGUUUCUCUCCAUGAAAGUACUGCUGCUGCUCAGCACAGUUCCCAAAGAGGGUCUGAAGAACCAGUCGGUGUUUGAGGAAAUGAGGGUGAACUACAUUAAGGAGCUGCGGCGGUCAGUGGGCAAGGCCACCAACAACUCGGGCCAGACCUGGCAGCGUUUCUUCCAGCUCACCAAGCUACUGGAUGCCAUGCAUGAUCUGGUGGGGAACCUGUUGGACUUCUGUUUCUACACUUUCCGCGAGUCACAGGCCCUGAAGGUGGAGUUCCCCGAGAUGCUGGUGGAGAUCAUCAGCGACCAGAUACCAAAGGUCGAGUCGGGCCUCACGCACACCCUGUACUUCCACAAGAAGUGACUUGAGUUUACGGGUGCAGUGAAGAGAGAGACUGAAGUGAAACGCACGGCCGAGUGAAGGCAAUGGGAAAGGUGAGGACGGAAAUGAAGAAGGACAGCCCCACGAGGAAGGACCCUAGCCUUACCAGUGGCCUACUGUACCGUCUGGCCGCCAGUCCAUUGGACGGCCCCAGGCCCUCACUCCACCCUGCACCCCUCAUCCUCCAAUAGGGAGUGACACAAAGCAAAGCGCAGGAAAGAGAGGGAGUAUGUAAACCCCCCCACACACAGACAAACACACAAACACACACAGACAGAAACGCUACCGUCACCGAUUGCUGGCCAGAGAUGUGAAGAAAGCAUGUCAGAGCCAAGGACAAUACGUUAAGGAGACAAUGUGACAAAACAUCCCCUUGAACCCAGACAACAACCCCAAACCCCCCCCCCCAAAAGACGAUGACAAUUUUAUAUGGAUACGAAGCCAUACAUUUCUUCGGUUGCGCUACACAAACACGCCCGCUGAUACCACACAGAGGCUCAAUCACACUUUCAGCAAACACACUUCUAAUGCGCACAAACACUGACACACAAGCUCCUCUUGCCCCUUUUUAAAAAAAUAAUGAUAAACUUGGCUUUUGCUUUUUUUUUUAUAGAGCAAACAGCACUACCCUGACAAUAUGAAAAAAGACAACAAUGCUUACUGUAGAUGUUGCUUUGCAGCCAUUUUAUUGAAGCAUUGCAAAAAAAACACUAACAUGCAAACUAUUCUCUUGACAAAAAUUAAAUCUAGAUUAUUUGUGAAGGGAAAGGACUAUUUGAACAUACUCAAAGGGCUAUACAAGCUUAUUAAUAAGCUGAUAGUUGCAUUAAAAACUAACUUAAUUACACUUUUAAUUAUGUGCACUACAAAAUAUUAGCAACACUGCAACAUCGAUUAACUCGGUUUUCUAAGAAUUGUGUAUAACAAUCAAAACCUACUCUUUAUAUGCAAAACUUCAGAGCUGACAAGGAUUCUGUGAAGUGACGUAAAGGAAGUUUGAGUACUGAGAACGUGAAUCUGUCAUGUCUUUAAAUAGAGUUGCAAUUUAAGGCUUUCUGCUGUAGAAUUAUAAUCUACCAUUGCUGAAAGAUUAUUUCCAUCCCAAAAUAGUGUGGGAGUACGGAACACCACACGUUUACGAUUUCACUGCUCAGCCACAGUGUUUUCCUGUUGUAAUGCGUUUGACUGCUGACUACCAAGUCAUAAUUGCCAUGAAGUGUGUGUGAACGACAUAACACCCAUUCUUUUGUCUAUUUAUACAAAAAGUAAACUGAAAACCAGCCCUUUGUGGAGAAGUCAACCAACUCUUACCUACUGUUCCCAGCGAUAAUAAUAAAGCAUUUUUGUAUUAUUGUGUUGCAAAAAGGUUUAAUUUUGAAAAAACCUGACAUUUUACAUCAAGGUGCUUGUUUUUUGUCCUUGUUUUUAUGCAUACAAUGCUAAUUAUUUCUGGUAGCUACACAUGUACAAUUACAGUAGCAUUAGACAUCAUACUGACACCAAUAGCAAUCCUACAAACACAAACUGGAUGAGGUUAGUCAGGGCAGAGGAGUUUUAAAAAUGUCAUUACUCUACAGUGCAGUGCUUUCAGCAAAUGUAUUAACUUAACUGGCAAACUUGUGUAUAAAUGGCACUUGCUUACGGUCACAUUUUACCCAACUGUUGUACAGAGAAAUGUUUGGAAUACAUGUUGAUAAAUACUGAUAAAGGACUAAUGCAUUCGGCUUGGCCACCUGUUCUGCUUUUGUGUGUUUCCCAUCUUGUCACUGGGUACUGAACGUAGGGUAACUACUAGACGUAUGGUAUUGCCCAUGCCUAGUCAUCUGGACCAUUCUGUACUUGUCUCACACUUGGCUAAGUGCUUAGUGUGUUGUGGAACACUAUGAUGAUGCUGCUGAAAAUCGUAAGUGAUAGAACCAUUCAGGAGUGAAAAAAGAGAGAGGCGGGGUUUAAUUUGUUAUUGUGAGUGAUUUUGAGUAAGAGUGGGUGUGUCUUCGGUUGUCUUUGAUUUUUUUCUUUCCCUAGCAAGCACGAGCGAUCUGCUGUUUGUGUGUGGGCAUUGUUCAUUUAUGCUAUGGGAUUAAGCAUAUCCUAUUGCCUGACACGGAUUUGCACAGAAGAGUUAUAAUGUGAAAAUGGGGCAUUAGAGUGCCGAGCGUUGUCUGGUCUGGCGAGUAAUUGUGACUUACAGAAUGGGAGACUUCAGCACAAUUCCAUAGGUAGUGGGUAGAUCCAUCAUAAACGCUAAAGAGGUCUCUUUGCUGAUGGGUUUUUCUGGGUGGGCCCCCCUAGUGCUUCAGAUGACAUCUUUCAGAAUUUUUAUGUUUUUGUGUCUCUUUAUGAAGUUUCCUUGGUGAUUGAACCUAGAUAUGUUUGAAGGAGAUUGGGUAAAGAAAAGAUUAUGAUAUGAGAAAUGGAUAUGGACUCCUUAAAGCUUAAACACUGACUUUGCAAACCCGUGUCCUUAUAUACAUUACUGUGUUAACUUUUUUGAAGGACUGAGAAUAAGCUGUUUUGUCUCCUUUUACUCACCCCCCUUCUUAAAAAAAUUGAUUUGAUGUCAAAAAGGUUCACAGGACGAACGGGAAAGUAUUUUUGAAAUAAUUAUAUUUUGCUGAAAAAAACAAUAUUUAAGUACUUUGUCUAAAAAUAAAACCUGAGAUCUUUUUUUGUAAAUGAAAAUGUUUAUGCAUGCUUUCUGAUGAGAUGUUUACAUUGUAUUUAAGAAGGGAAAUUGUGCCUUUUUAUCUCACCUGAUUUACAAUUUUACAGGAUCUAUUGUAAAUAAUACAGCAAGUCUAUGUUGGGCAGUAUAAGAUUUCUACUUUCACCGUCUUGAUGGAAUAUCAGCAGUCCGUGGCUCCCUGUAGUUAUAUGGUUUUUGUGUUGGACAUGGUAAGAAUGAGGAUGGAACAGCCAAAACGCAAGGGGAGUGAGUAACUGUAUGAAUGUACAAAACAUUGUGAGAAAGACAUUGCUACCUGAAUGUUAGAGAAAGAAAUUAUUUGUUUUGUCUUUAUUUCUUCCUUUACAAUAUUGCUAAAUGUUAAAUGAUUUUGCAUCUUUAAUCUUCUUUUUGCAUUCAGAAUUUGCAAAAAGCUUUUUUUUUUUUUUUACAAAGUAGAUAUAGUAUAUACAUUUAUGGAUCCAUGAGCUGUUGCUGUUAACAUGAUUUCCUAACCCAUAACGCUACUGUUUGAUUAGCAGCACAACCACAAAAAAAUAAUAAUCACAAACUAUUAAAGCUGAUAUAUGUCUACAUAAAA